UGUUGUCAUUCAUCCAGUCGUCCACGCGACACUCCACGCGUAGGCAAUCUCGCCUCUUACUGCUCCUUUCCUCCACAUGUUAUCGCUCCUUCACUACGCUGCGUAAACGCGUGUUCUUGUCCAUGAGACUGUUACGUUAAAAGAACGUCCUUCGAUCCGAGCAAAAUAUAUUUUCUUGGAAUGGUGAAGUUGAGCAGCGGGUAAGAACCAUGCUGGGGAAGUUGGCCGUGGAUGACCAGCUGGCGUUUAAGGUGCGUGCUUUCAAAGCGUUAGGCUCAAUUUAAAGCGGAAAUGGCAAAGGGACAACAAAAGGAGAGUAGAAGGUGGGACGUAUUGGUUUCCCUUUGUAGAAAGUGCGAGUCAACCGUAUGCCCAGCGGGGUGGGCAGGCACGGAAAAGUGGGUGGUAGCAACUGAAGCGUUAGCAAAAAUCACCAUUCUAUUUUAACCGUCAACGCUGCCGACAAGCCGCGCACUACUCUGCCCAGUCAGCGGAAACCUUUCCCGGUGUCAGGGAUACCAACACCGGUGUGGAUCACUGGCGAUGUGACCCACGGAAGGUGGAUCUCUUUUCUUCCAUGGGACUUGACUGAGCUCGAGUCCGCUGCACCUUCUCUGUGAACUUUGUCGGAGGCCACUGUUCCACUUAACCACCCUAAGGGAGAGCUCCAAUUUGCCUGGAACACUGGAUAGACGGACGGACGCACUGCCCCGUGUUCUACUUUUCAUGGAUUCCAGGGUGGCUCUGCUGCACUUAUGGACAUUCCUUGUCCUGACAGCAGAACUGAAUUGGAUUGAUACCGCAGAGGUCUACACAAAUGACUGGGCUGUCCAUAUUAAUGGGGGCCCUGAGGAGGCUGACCGCAUCGCUAAAGAACACGGUUUCAUCAACCAUGGAAACGUUUUUGGAGAUUAUUAUCACUUCAGACAUCACGCCGUGGAGAAGAGAGCUUAUUCUGGCCACAGAAGGAUGCACCUCAGACUACAACAAGAAGCACAAGUUCUAUGGGCAGAGCAGCAAGUGGUGAAAAGGAGGAAAAGGAGGGAUGUCUUUGAGGACCCAACAGACCCUGAUUUCCCCAAGCAGUGGUACUUGUCCACCCCAACUCAUCAGGACUUGAAUACCAAAGUAGCCUGGGCUCAGGGUUACACUGGAAAAGGUAUUGUGGUGACUAUUCUGGAUGAUGGCAUCGAAAAAGACCACCCUGAUCUCAUCAGCAAUUAUGACCCAGAGGCAAGCUACGAUGUUAAUGAUGGAGAUGCUGACCCCCAACCAAGAUACACCCAGCGUAAUGAGAACAGACAUGGGACUCGAUGUGCUGGAGAGGUUGCAGCUUCAUUUAACAAUGGCGUUUGUGGCGUGGGUGUUGCCUAUAAUGCUAAAAUUGGAGGAGUCCGUAUGUUGGAUGGGGAGGUGACAGAUGUGGUGGAGGCCCACUCUCUUAGCCUCAACCCGCAGCACAUUCACAUUUAUAGUGCCAGCUGGGGUCCAGAAGAUGAUGGCAAGUCGUUGGACGGCCCUGCUAAACUGGCCAAGGAGGCUUUCCAGCAGGGAAUCACUAGGGGACGGAGUGGACUUGGCUCCAUUUUCAUCUGGGCCUCAGGAAACGGUGGCAGAGAGCAGGACAACUGCAACUGUGAUGGUUACACCAAUAGCAUUUUCACAUUGUCCAUCAGCAGCACGACUCAGUCCGGCAGUGUGCCGUGGUACAGUGAACCAUGCGCCUCCACCCUUGCUUCUACCUUCAGCUCGGGAAACCCAGGGGAGAAACAAAUAGUGACAACAGACCUCAGGCAGAAAUGCACAGACUCUCACACAGGAACGUCAGCUUCAGCACCCCUGGCUGCUGGGAUCAUUGCUCUGGCACUGGAGGCCAAUAUGAACCUCACCUGGAGGGACAUGCAGCACUUGGUGGUUAGAACGGCCAGGCCCAAAAACCUCAGCGCGGGAGACUGGAGGACGAACGGUGUGGGACGCAGAGUGAGUCAUUCCUACGGUUAUGGUCUUCUGGAUGCCGGAGCAAUGGUGGCUUUAGCAAAGAACUGGACCAGAGUGGGGCUCCAGCACCGGUGUAAUCACACCAUGCUCACAGAACCAAGAGAUAUCGGUAGCAAGCUGGUGUUCAGUAAGAGCAUUGAUGCCUGCUGGGGGCGGCCCAACUACGUCAGCUCUCUGGAGCACGUUCAAGCUCGUCUCACUCUCCUGCACAACCAGAGAGGAAAGCUGGCCAUUCAUCUCGUCAGUCCACUGGGAACACGCUCCACCCUCUUGUUUCCCAGACCAAAUGACUUCUCCACUGAGGGAUUCAAUGACUGGGCCUUUAUGACAACCCACUCGUGGGAUGAGGAUCCUCAAGGAGAAUGGACCUUGGAAAUAGAAAACGUUGCACCGAACGGCCGUGACUAUGGGGUGUUGAGUCAGUUCAAUCUCAUCCUGUGGGGGACAGGUCCGAGUGGGAUCAGCCCCUUGUCAUCUGACUUUCCUCGGCCCUCCAACAACAGUUGCAAGACGUUUGAUGCCCAGCAAAUCUGCAUAGAAUGCAGUCCUGGCUUCUCGCUCUUCCUCCAAGGCUGCGUGAAGUUUUGUCCUCCUGGGUUCACGUCAGGUCCUCAGCUCCUCAACCUGUCCCUGGAGAACUGGGUGGACUUGUCUUCUGUCCAAGCCUGCCUGCCCUGUCACCCCACAUGUUUGACCUGCUCUGCCCUGGGUCCCUCCGACUGUCUUUCCUGUUCGCCUCACAGCCGCCUGGUCCUCGCGUCAUGCCUCCACCAGAACCAAGUCCAACGCAAAUCCCCCUCGGCCGCAGGUGAGCCAGCAGGAGACGUUCCAGCAGCAGCAGAGGAGGAUAAAAGAGCAGGUAAGACGCCUCCUGACCUCAGCGCGUCUCCACCCACUCAAGUUCCUGCCGUGGUGGCUGUGCUCAGCUGUGCCUUCAUCCUGGUGGCCUUUGUGGGAGUUUUUCUCUCACUGCAGCUGCGCUCCGGCGGCGCGUCCUCCAGCUGGAGGACCAAACUGACCUCCAUGUGCUCUGACGUGAGGGGGGGGGCGCGGGUGACAUUCGGUUUGGGCUCGGGCCGAGGUCAAACGUCGAAGGCUCGCAUUUGCUACAGGGGGAUCCCCACCGUGUGGGGGGACGAGGACACGGCCGCCUACGAGUCUGAAUCGGACAGCGAGGAAGUGGACAGCCGCAGUGAAAGGACAGCUUUCAUCAAAACGCAAAGCGCCAUCUAGCUGGCGUGACGGAGAUGACACAUGGCGAGUUGUCAUUUGUAGCCUGGGGAAAAAAGGCCUUAUUGUCCCACUCCUUUUUUGUUUUGUAUUUAUUCAAACGUGUUAUUUUAGUCUUUAUUUAAUGAUUGAAGUCAUGAUUCAGUGCUUCAAGCAGCUACUAAUGUUGAUAGUGCAGAGAUUCUUUAACAAAACAUGAUUUUACUCAAUUAAGUCCCAACUAGGGAUGUCCGAUAAUGACUUUUUUCCCGAUAUUGUCCAACUCUUUAAUUACCGAUACCGAUAUCAACCGAUAUAUACAGUCGUGAAAUUAACACAUUAUUAUGCCUAAUUUGGACAACCAGGUGUGGUGAAGAUAAGGUACUUUUGAAAAAUAAUAAUAAAAUAAGAUAAGAUAAAUAAAUUAAAAACAUUUUCUUGAAUAAAAAAGAAAGUAAAACAAUAUAAAAACAGUUACAUAGAAACUAGUAAUUAAUGAAAAGUAGUCAAAUUAACUGUUAAAGGUUAGUACUAUUAGUGGACCAAUCAUGUGUGCUUACGGACUGUAUCCCUUGCAGACUGUAUUGAUAUAUAUUGAUAUAUAAUGUAGGAACCAGAAUAUUAAUAACAGAAAGAAACAACCCUUUUGUGUGAAUGAAUGUGAAUGGGGGAGGAAGGUUUUUUGGGUUGGUGUAAGUGUAUCUUGUGUUUUUUAUGUUGAUUGAAUAAAAAAACCAACAAAAAAAACAAUACCGAUAAUAAAAAAAACGAUACCGAUAAUUUUCGAUAUUACAUUUCAACGCAUUUAUUGGCCGAUAAUAUCGGCAGGCCGAUAUUAUCGGACAUCUCUAGUCCCAACCAAAGUUUGAAUUCAAGCUAAUGUUGCAUAAAUAUCUUUUAUCUGGCAAUAAUGUUCAUGAAAAAUAUAUGAACUCAUUGUUGUCAUCAUCUCUAACCAUCAGUUCUGUGGCCCUAUUUCAGUCUUUAAUCUUAAAUUACUAAUCUAAUUGAACCCUCUAAGACUCCAAAUGUCACUGAUUAUUACAAAUAUGAACAUUGCACAUCAAAGUUCAGUUCAGUUCAGCUUCAGUUUAUUUGGAACAUGCAUACGAUACAAUGUAAUGCAUCACACAGUUCCAGUUGUUUCAUUACAGCACGUCCGAAAAGGAGUAGGAAGAAGCAGAGCUUAUUUAAUCCUACCUCUUUUCAUACCAUAGCAGUUGUAUCCCAUUUCCUUGUUGUCUGUAACAGAACAGUGAACAAAUAAAUAAUAAAUAAAUAAUAUACCAUAGUAAGUAAACUAAUAUUAAACACAUAAAUAAUCUGUAUCUCAAAUGAAAAGAAAAAAAAAAGGGUUCAAGAUGUUCAUCAUAAUUCUUGUUCUGUGUACUUUGUGAACACUUGUAGUUUGAACAGUCUCAUGAACUGAAUCAUAUUGGUGCUUUGUUUGAUUUCUUUGCUUCAUCCAUUCCAUAAUUUAAUUCCACAUAUUGUUAUGCUAAAGGUUUUAAGUGUUGUACGAGCAUUCAAAUGUUUUAAAUUGGAUUUUGACCAACAUUUUUGACUUGUUUAUUAAACAUGCUAAUAUGGAUUCAGUGUAGUUUAGCUGCUAGAAAGGAUGUAUUAGGCCUGUGAAUCUUUGGGUACCACACGAUUCGAUUCAGUUCUUGGGGGUAACGAUUCGAUUCAGAAUCAAUUCUCGAUUUAAAAUCAAUACUUUUUUAAUAACAUUGGGUGUCAGUGCUAUGAUUAACUACAUUCCUCCAUAAAACGGAUUAACAGCUGUGAUACAUUUAUAUACGUAUUACUUUGAAGAAAACUGGUUUUGUUUAAAAAAAAUUCUAUCCAAACAUUUAAUAAAGUCAAAUACAAAUAAGGCAACAAGAGAAGUAUCUCAAACUUCUCUUUUGUAAAGUAAAUGUGUACAGCAGAUAUGAGCAUCUACAUCAACUAUGUGAUUUGCCUGAGUAGCUGGACAGGACAGAUUUAAAAAAAAAAAAACAUUUUUUUAAAUCGAUUAAGAAUCGUUAC
Nerophis lumbriciformis (worm pipefish) is the source of this 5238-nucleotide messenger RNA. RefSeq names its product furin (paired basic amino acid cleaving enzyme) b (gene furinb). Gene Ontology annotation, molecular function: serine-type endopeptidase activity. Gene Ontology annotation, biological process: peptide hormone processing. The record is from RefSeq and is a predicted model, not a curated record. NCBI's taxonomy places the organism in Eukaryota, Metazoa, Chordata, Actinopteri, Syngnathiformes, Syngnathidae. Gene Ontology annotation, cellular component: trans-Golgi network; Golgi membrane.